Arachis stenosperma is the source of this 3075-nucleotide messenger RNA. Its product is annotated as G-type lectin S-receptor-like serine/threonine-protein kinase SD2-5. Lineage: Eukaryota; Viridiplantae; Streptophyta; Magnoliopsida; Fabales; Fabaceae. Gene Ontology annotation, molecular function: ATP binding; protein serine/threonine kinase activity. The record is from RefSeq and is a predicted model, not a curated record. Gene Ontology annotation, biological process: protein phosphorylation. The transcript has a single exon. Bases 424 to 2904 code for a protein of 826 amino acids.
AUCCCUUCUUUCCUGUUCUCUUUCUUUCUUCAUCUCAAGAAUUUUUUUUUUUUUGAAAAAACUGAAUUUCAUCAAUGGUUUUCAGGUAUGAGAUCAAGACUCAUGAAACUAAGGUAAACCUUUUUGUCUUGGUCAAUUUCCCUGGUCAACAAUGUAAUUUAGUACUACUUAUCUUUUAAAAGCUUCUUUUCAUAGUUUCCACCUUUUAAUUUGAUUUUUCCUUCUCAAAGUAAGAAAAAUUCAGCUUAGAACAUAUCCUGUAGCAUGUUCCUGGUAAGUGGUAAGAGUAGAACACAUUUAUGUUCUUUAUUUUUUGAACCUUGUUAUAUAAUAAUCUCAGCAUUAUCAUUGAAUUUUAUAGCUUCAACAAGAGAGUUAUUUGUUAGACAUUAGGUUUUUGGAUAGAAGUCAUAGGACAAGUUCAUGGCAAAAAAUUGGUCUCAAUUCAAUGUUAUUAUGGAUACCUUCUUCUGUUUCUGUAUCCUUCUACAGUGUGAGAUUGUGUUUGCUAGUAUUCAAAGGGUAGGAAAGGUAUUUCCAGGUCUAGAAGGUUCUCAAAUGAAUUGGGUAGAUAGGGAUGGAAAGUUUCUUGUUUCCAACAAUGGAGAAUUCAACUUUGGGUUUGAUCAAACCCAAAAUGAUACCACAUUGUUUCUAUUAGCAGUGGUCCACACUGCUAGUUCCAAGGUUGUUUGGUCCGCGAAUAGAGCGGUUCCUGUUUCGAAUUCUGAUAAAUUUGUGUUUGAUGAGAAGGGUAAUGCCUUUUUGGAGAAAGGGGGGAAAACUGUUUGGUCUAGUGACACAAGUGGAAAAGGGGUUUCUUCAAUGGAAUUGAAGGACACUGGGAAUUUGGUUUUGAUUGGGAGUAAUGACAGUGAAGUGAUUUGGCAGAGCUUCGAUGAUCCGACUGAUACAUUGCUUCCAAUGCAGGAAUUCCAUAAGGGAAUGAAACUUGUUAGUGAGCCUGAUUCUAACAACUUUACCUAUGUUCUUGAGAUUGGAUCAUCCGGCGAUGUCACUCUUUCGGCCGUGUUACAAACUCUGCAACCAAUGCCAUAUUGGUCUAUGCAGAGUGACAGCCGCAGAAUCGUCAAUAGAGGUGGCAAUGAGGUGGCUUCGGCAACCAUUGUUGCGAAUGCUUGGAGGUUCUAUGACAAGAAUAAGUCAUUGUUGUGGGAAUUUGUUUUCAAAGAUAAUGAUGCUGUGAAUGAUACUUGGACUGCAGUGUUGGGAAGUGAUGGUAUUAUCACAUUCUACAGUCUCCAAAAUCAAGGAUUGGAUGGCGUCGCGCCAAGAAGAAUUCCAGAAUAUUCUUGCAGCACACCGGAGCCUUGUGAUACCUACAAUUUAUGCACCGGUGACAGAAAGUGCAGCUGUCCUUCUGUUCUAAGCUCUAGGCCUAAUUGCAAACCGGGUUUUGCCUCUCCUUGUAACUCGAAAGGUGCAAUUGAGCUAGUUAAGGCGGACGAUGGACUAAACUACUUUGGGCUCGGGUUCCUUUCACCCUUUUCGAGAACUGAUCUGAUUGGUUGCAAGACUUCCUGCAGUGAAAAUUGUUCAUGCCUUGCUAUGUUCUUCCAAGAAAGUUCAAGAAGUUGUUUUCUAUUGGAUUGGAUCGGAAGCUUUGAGAAGUCUGAUAAGGAUACUGGUUUUGUCUCUUACAUUAAGGUCUCUAGUGAUGGUGGCACUGACAAAGGUGAUGGUGGAAAUGGUAAUAAGCAAACCGUGAUUGUUGUGAUAAUUGUGGUUUUAACAUUGCUUGUUAUUUCUGGUAUGAUCUUUCUAGGCCUGAGAUACUACAAGAAAAGUGAACCUUCAGCCGAGACUCCCCAAGAGAAUUCGGAUGGUGACACUUUCUUGGAGAACUUAACUGGCAUGCCAAUUCGCUAUGGCUACAACGAUCUUGAAAUCGCAACUAAUAACUUCUCUGAGAAGCUUGGGCAAGGGGGUUUCGGCUCGGUUUACAAAGGAGUCCUACCAAAUGGAACAGAACUAGCUGUGAAAAAGUUGGAAGGAAUUGGCCAGGGGAAGAGAGAGUUCAGAGCUGAAGUUAGCAUAAUUGGUAGCAUUCAUCAUCACCAUCUGGUUCGGCUUAAAGGAUUUUGUGCCGAAGGAACUCACCGGCUUCUUGCUUAUGAGUACAUGGCUAAUGGCUCCUUGGAUAAAUGGAUAUUCAACAAAAACAAUGCAGAAUUUUCAUUGGAUUGGGACACAAGGUUCAAUAUAGCGCUUGGAACUGCGAAAGGACUCGCAUACCUUCAUGAGGAUUGUGACUCAAAGAUUGUUCAUUGUGAUAUCAAACCAGAAAAUGUGCUUCUAGAUGAGAACUUCAAUGCCAAAGUUUCAGAUUUUGGUCUGGCUAAGCUCAUGACGCGCGAACAAAGCCAUGUUUUCACAACACUAAGGGGGACUCGAGGGUAUCUCGCCCCAGAGUGGAUAACAAACUACGCCAUAUCAGAGAAGAGUGAUGUAUACAGCUAUGGUAUGGUUUUGUUAGAGAUAAUUGGCGGCCGGAAAAACUAUGAUCCGGCCGAAAGCUCGGAGAAAUCCUAUUUCCCAUAUUUUACAUUCAAGAUGAUGGAAGAAGGGAAACUAAGAGACAUUGUUGAUUCAGAAUUGAAAGCAUAUGAAGAUGAUGAGAGGGUAGAGAUUGCAAUCAAAGUUGCAUUGUGGUGCAUACAAGAAGACAUGAAUCUAAGGCCUUCAAUGAGCAAAGUUGUGCAAAUGCUUGAAGGUCUUUGCACUGUUCCUAAGCCACCAUCAAGAUUUUCUCCAUUAGGAUCUAACAUUCACUCAAUUCCUUUUUCUAUGUCAACUAGUGAGGCUGGAACUUCUUCAUCAGCACCAUCAGAUACUAACACUGAAGCUUUUCUCCGUGGGGUUCAACUUUCAGGGCCAAGAUAAGUAGAUAACACUAUAAUUCUACCUUUUUUUUUGUUUCUCUCUUUUCAUAACCUUUUUGUUUUUGAGGUGUUAAAUGAAAAAGGUGUCAGUUGUAGACGUUUAGAUAAGUAGUUACUUGUGCAGAGUUUGCACUUAUUAAAUUCUUGUAAAAUUUUGCUAUAUACUCAAACU